Messenger RNA from Thunnus maccoyii (southern bluefin tuna), 1186 nucleotides. RefSeq names its product chromobox homolog 3a (HP1 gamma homolog, Drosophila) (gene cbx3a). Gene Ontology annotation, molecular function: chromatin binding. Gene Ontology annotation, biological process: chromatin organization; negative regulation of transcription by RNA polymerase II. Lineage: Eukaryota; Metazoa; Chordata; Actinopteri; Scombriformes; Scombridae. The record is from RefSeq and is a predicted model, not a curated record. The coding region runs from base 117 to 641 and encodes 174 amino acids. The transcript is spliced from 5 exons. Gene Ontology annotation, cellular component: pericentric heterochromatin; nucleus.
AUUUCCUUCCCGGCUGCCGUAGAGGACCUGCCAUUAGCUUUUGGCGCCUGCCCUUAGUGCUGCUGUGCACAUAACGUUACGAGAUAAAGAGAGGAACCUGACCGCGUGAACUCAACAUGGGCAAGAAGCAGAAUACUAAACCUAAGAAGGAUUCACAGGAUGCACAGGACGAACCUGAAGAGUUUGUUGUGGAAAAAGUGCUGGACCAACGUCUUGUGAACGGAAAAGUAGAGUUCUUCCUGAAGUGGAAAGGAUUUACAGAUGCUGACAAUACCUGGGAGCCAGAGGAGAACCUGGAUUGCCCAGAGUUGAUCUCAGCAUUUCUGGAAGCACAGAAGGAAGUAAAGGAAAAGCCUGCUCCUGUGAAGAGGAAGGCAUCAACAGACGAGCCAGAAGCCGCAGCCAAAAAGAAAGAUGUGGCUGAGAAACCACGAGGAUUUGCUAGGAACCUUGAACCAGAAAGGAUCAUCGGUGCAACAGACAGCAGCGGGGAGUUAAUGUUCUUGAUGAAAUGGAAAGAUUCAGAUGAAGCAGACUUGGUCCCGGCCCGCGAAGCCAACACCCGCUGCCCGCAGGUGGUCAUUACCUUCUAUGAGGAGAGACUGACAUGGCACUCCUGUCCAGAGGAUGAAGCUCAGUAGUAGUACUUCCCUCUGGUCCCUGCAGUCCCUUGCACCACCUGCGCCCUUUUCCUCAGGACUGAAUUUUCUCCUCUAGCUUGCCUUCUAGUUUUAGCUGUUUUAGUUUUUUUUUUUUUUUUUUUUUUUUUUUUCCUAAGACGUUUCAACACUUUCAUUGUAUGGCAGUCAAGGAGAGCUAUGUUGUACAUAAUUGGCUGAUUUGAUUGUGAGAGAGCAGGUGAAUGUGUUGUCAUGUAUAAUUAAAGAAGUCUUCCGUUAUCAAAGGAUUAUGAUGUUAUGUUAGUUUGGAAACCAUACUCUUGGAUGGAAGCCGCCACCGCCCAUAUUCAUUCCUGGUUAACUUUAGUAGAUUCUGAAUGGCUACUUUGGUCUAUUUGUGUCUACCACCUGUUGUCACCAUCUCAAUCUGAUGUAAGAUGAUGAUUUUGAUCCUUUUUUUUUUUUUUUUUUCACCUUUAGUGCUAGUAUUCCGUUCUAAAAGUGUUUUUGUAUACUCGUUUUGUAAAUAUUGUUUGAAGUUCUAAUAAAGGUUUUAUGUGACCAAA